CAGGUGAAGAAUUUGAACUUUAAUUUUAAAAAUUGGAUUAAAGUAAUAUCUAAAGGAAUAAAAAAAUAAUAAUUUAAUAUCCCUUAAGGAAAAAAAAUCCUAAUUUGCUCAUAUGUGUUACAAUAACACCUUCUAAACCAGCUAAUAAAUUAGUUGUUUUCUCGUGCAGGUAGUAACAUCAUAGUAUUCAAACAAAAUAGCCAUUUCUACAAAUUCCUUCAGUUAAACAAGAUUUUAAAAGCAUAAAAUGGGCCAGUGACAUUCUCACUGGAAAAUUCUGACUAAAACAGAAUAGCCAAAUAGGUGUUUUGUCUUACCACAAUGAUUGCACUGGCUAAGCCAUAUUUGAUAUGGAAGACACCUGGCAUUUGAAAAACAAAAUUGCAGUAUCUAAAUCACCAAUUAAGAAAAAAAAUCUUUAUAUAAAUUAAUGAAAUCACAUAAAGAUUCCAACAACAUGAAUCGGUAACAAUAAGUUAGAAGUAGAUUGAAAUAGUAUUCCUGGGCCAACUUUGUCAUGUUAGAAUAACAUUUUCCUUUGAAUUCACAGGUGCCUAAGUCCUGUAUGUCCAUACAUGCGUGUGGACUCUAAAGAGGUAGUUUAUUAAACUUUAGUUUAUUAUGAAAAAAAAAAAAAUUUCCCCCCUGAUUUACAGAGUUGCACUGUAUUAAAUUAAGCACAAAGAUUUAUGAACAUGCUUCAUCUACUACACCAAUUUUUCUCCUUUAUUUCAAAUGGAUAUCUUGAAAUUUUAAAUGUAUAAACAAAUAUAGGAUUAGGACCUUUUAUAUUAAGUUGCAACAAAGGUAUAUAAUACAUAUUUUCAGAGCCUGGUUUACUCCAUCUCCAUUAAAUUUACAUGAGCAUAUAUACACAUUAGAUAUAAGUAUUUCCAGUACUGAAUUACCAUAUUCUCCAGUGCCAUUUUCAUUUCUGUACUUUCAAACACACUUGUAAAUUGAACUUUGAUUCAUCCAACAUUACAAAUUUAAUAGUUAGGCUUGAGGGAUGCAUUUAAAAUCUGCCUUAAAGACAGACCAUUAUACAGAAAAUUAUAAGACUGAAAAAUUCAAGUGCAUUGGUGUAAGAUAUUAUCUCUUUAUCCAUCCAGAACUUAAAGGGUGUGUUUAUGUCACAGGAUAUUUACAGCUAGUUGUGUCCAACUGCAUGACUGAAUCCUGAAGUCCACAGAUGAGCAAGGCUUCCUUUAAACAUCAAAGGAUUUUUGUCCAAGUAUUGAGCACACAUUCACAGCAGAAGCGAGUAUGAGAAGACAUAGUUAAAUCAUUAAAUGUAAAUGCUUCUUCACUAUUAUCCUGUGGUAUGAUUAUUCAGUUUUGCCUGUACAGAGGAUAAACAAAAUCUUUCAGACUAGGACAUUCUCUUUCUCCAUACAGUCCUUCACAACCCAGAAUUAAAAUAUCUCCAGUAAAUCUCGUGGUGGUGGAGAGCAUCAACCUCCAGCAUAGGACCCUUCACCUCAACAUCUGCAUUUUUCCCCGUGCUCGUCCAAAAAGGUUGUUUUUAAAAGCCACUCCAGUUCGAUAUGUCCACCUGGAAAUUCCUCACCCCGACAUCACUUUCAGCAUCGGGUGUUUCAGUUCCUGCGACACAGCCUCUUAAAAUCCACAGAGAAUGACAGUAAACAGUGUCCCAGGUCUGCCACAUCUCACUCGCUGGGCCGGAGGGGGACUGCCACCUUUGUGGUUUCAUUGUAAGGCGCGUUUUUAAGUAUGCCUCCUGCGAGGUGGCAUUUUGCAGUCCUCCUCCCCACCAUCCUCAAGGAAGACAAAAAUAAACCCAAAACAUGUUUUUUUUUUCAACGGUCACUUCUUCACGAAUCGCUGACUGCCUUCCUCUCAGCGCAGGUCUGAGCGUAAACUCCGAUCACGUUUCGCACACCAGAAGGGAAAAUAAAAUAGAAACUCAGGCGGCAGCCGCAGAGGUGGGGAUGGGGAGAGACAACCGCGCAGCAGAAAUUCAGUUGUGCCCGCCGCCGACAAGCGCGGCGAGACAGAGGGAGUCUCUCCAGCUGCGGCAAAGCCGGGAGGGGAACGACGCGGAGCAGCGCAGUGGCGACAGCGGAAGCGGUGCUCGCUGACCGAGCGAGAAGGAGGCGGUGAAGGGAAGGGGGAGGCUGUUAGUGUUUGGCGCCGGUGGAGGGAGUCAUUCCUGCAGCUGCACUUCCGGUCGGCAUUUUGUUCUGAGAGGGAGCGAGAAAGACAUACACACAGGAUUCGAUCCUUUCCUUUUCCCUCUUCCUCCUCCUCCUUCUUGCUUCUCCUUUUUCCUCCUCCUCCACCUCCCCCCCCACUUCUUCCCCCUAUCCCCUUAUCCCCCCUCCCCCCCCCCCCUUCUCGCUCGGUACCGACUCACCGUGCCUAGGCUGUCCCCUCCCCCGUCCUCCUGCACUCGCACGCAGAGCGAGCGGCGGCCUCUUAGCAGCGCUGUCCCCCCCCCCGCUCCCGUGCGGCUCGGACUGUGUCUCGGAACCGGUUCGGCCCAGCUCGGCCCAGCCCGUGUUGAUGUUGUGAAGUAGAUUUGGGGGAAGGGAUUUGUCUCGGUCGCUCACCCCCCAGCUCUACAUGUUCGCUGCACUGAGGAGACGGAAGAGGAGCCAGCCCCCCUCCCGGCCCGGAUUAUUGUUGUUAUAUUAUCUCCUCUCCUCCUGCUCCGCGGCGGCGGCCUAGCGGCGACGGCUCCUCUGAGGAGGGAGGGGGGUGGAAUUCUCUCUCCCUUUCUCGGAUUCUCGUUGGAUUCAGACGCCGAUUUGCUCAGUGCUUGGGAGAUGGGAAGUAAUGAUAGCUGGCACCUGAACUAAAAUAUCUGUGAAGGCACUAUCAUCCCAGAACUUCAGGAUGAAUGGGGAUAUGCCUCAUGUUCCCAUCACUACUCUUGCAGGCAUUGCUAGUCUUACAGACCUUUUGAACCAGCUGCCUCUACCAUCACCUUUACCUGCUACAACAACAAAAAGCCUACUCUUCAAUGGACGGAUAGCUGAAGAGGUGAACUGCCUGCUGGCUUGCAGGGAUGAAAAUUUAGUUUCACAGCUCGUCCACAGUCUCAAUCAGGUGUCAACAGAUCACAUAGAAUUGAAAGAUAACCUUGGCAGUGAUGAUCCAGAGGGAGAUAUACCGGUCUUGCUGCAGGCUAUCCUGGCAAGGAAUCCUAAUGUUUUCAGGGAGAAAAGCAUGCAGAACAGAUAUGGGGUACAAAGCGGGAUGAUGAUGUCAUCGCAGUUUAAUAUUUCUCAGAAUUCCAUGCGUGGUAGUCCUGCAUCUUCCAAUUAUCAACAAACCACUAUCUCACAUAGCCCUUCCAGCCGGUUUGUGCCACCACAGACAAGCUCUAGUAACAGAUUUUUGGCACAACAGAAUAGUCCAGUGCCUAGUCCAUAUGCACCUCAAAGCCCUGCAGGGUAUAUGCCAUAUUCACAUCCUCCGAGUUACACACCACAUCCUCAGUUGCAGCAAGCUUCAGUGUCCAGUCCCAUUGUCACAGCUGGGAUGAGGAAUCUCCAUGAAAAUAAAAUUUCAAGUCAGUUGUCUGGAAAUUCAGCUAAUCAUCAUGCUGAUAAUUCUAGACAUAGCUCAAAUGAAGACUACCUACAGAUGGUGCACAGACUAAGUAGUGAUGAUGGCGAUCCUUCAAUAAGGAAUGCUGCAUCUUUUUCCUUGAGGUCACCACAGUCAGUCUGCUCUCCAGCUGGAAGUGAUGGAGCCCCUAAAGGAUCAAGACCACCUUUAAUCCUACAAUCUCAGCAUCCACCUUAUUCAUCACCUAGAGAUGUUCCCCCAGACAUACUGUUAGAUUCUCCAGAAAGAAAGCAAAAGAAACAAAAGAAAAUGAAGUUAGGCAAGGAUGAAAAAGACCAGACUGAAAAAGCUGCAAUGUAUGAUAUCAUUAGUUCUCCUUCCAAGAACUCCACUAAGCUUACAUUAAGACUCUCUCGUGUAAGAUCUUCGGAUAUGGACCAGCAGGAUGAUAUGCUUUCUGGUUUGGAAAACAGCAGUGUGUCAGAGGGUGAUAUACCUUUUAAUGUGCAGUACCCAGGACAGACUUCUAAAACACCCAUUACGCCACAGGAUGUUAACCACCCACUAAACACUGCUCAGUGUUUGCCGCAGCAUGAACAGACAGCUUUCCUUCAGGCACAAGUGCCUGUUUUACAACAGAACACUUCAGUUGCUGCAAAACAGCCUCAGACUCCUGUGGUACAGACACAGCAACAGGUUUCGCAACAAGGAACUAUAACGUCAUUUGAUGAAGUAGAAUUGGAUGCAUUGGCUGAAAUUGAGCGGAUAGAACGUGAAUCAGCUAUUGAAAGGGAGCGAUUUUCAAAAGAAGUGCAAGAUAAAGAUAAGCCUCUGAAGAAGCGAAAACAAGAAAACAAACCACAGGAGGCUGGGGGUACUACCGGAGGAAACAGACCAGCUUCUCAGGAGACAGGUUCUUCAGGAAAUGGGGCAAGGCCAGCGUUGAUGGUUAGUAUUGAUCUUCAGCAAGCAGGAAGAGUGGACUCUCAGGCAACAGUAACUCAGGAUUUGGAUGCCUUCAAAAAAAAUGAAGAAAUUAAGCAGUAUAAUGAUGGGUUUGUGUGUGUUCCCCAAGAAGACACUGUUGGAGUUCUUAAACCUGAAAACCAUCCUGAGAUUUUUAGGAAAAAGGCAGACUUUGAGGGUCAAAAGACAGAUAUCCAGCAAAAUGAAAACAGACAAAUGGAAUUUGAGCAAAAUGAGAACAGAAGGUUGGAAAGUACACACAAUGAAAACAAACAGGUAGAAACUAAAUAUGAAAGCAAACAAACAGAGCUGAAACAAAAUGAGAACAGACAGACAGAGUCAAAACAAAAUGAGAGCAGGCAAAUGGAGAUGAAACAAAAUGAAGGAAAACAAAAUAAUGGCAAACAGGAAAUAAGGCAGAGGCCUGAAACGCCAAAACAGAAGAGCGAAGGCAGGCCUGAAACACCAAAACAUAGACAUGAUAAUAGGAGAGACUCGAGUAAACCAUUGUCAGAUAAGAAAAUUGAAAUACCUAGGCAAAAACCAGAUGUGAAAUCUGAUCCUUCAAGGAUAAAAUCUGAAAGUAGAUCAGAUCCAGCAAAACAAAGGCCUGAUGGGCGUUCGGUUUCUGAUACAUUGAGACGUGACCAUGAUAGCUUUAAACAAAGAUCUGAGGACAGGGGGGAGUCAGAGAGAUACAGAGGGGAUCCAUCCAAGAUUAGAAGGCCUGAGUAUUUGAGAUCCUCAAACAAAAAUGAAUAUGAUUCUAAGCAUGGUAUUAAACCUGAUGGUUCAAAAACUGAGAAAUUUGAAAGGAAACAUAGACAUGAGUCUGGUGAAUCAAGGGAAAGGUUUUCUUCUGGGGAUCAGAAAUCAAGACCUGACAGCCCUCGUAUUAAACAGGAAGGUAGAGGAGAUUUUAGUAAAUCAAGACCUGAAAAAACUGGUUUUAAAUCACCCAACAGCAAGGAUGAACGAAAGACAGAUGGUAAUAAGAGUAAACUUGAUAGCAAUAAAGCACAUGCUGAGAAUAAAGCAGAGUUUCCCAGUUACUUGUUGGGGGCAAGAUCUGGUGCACUGAAACAUUUUGUCAUUCCAAAAAUCAAGCGUGAUAAAGAUGGCAAUGUCACUCAGGAGUCAAGGAAAACUGAAUAUAAAGGUGAACAGAAGGAUAAAGUAGAGAAGAUUGGGCUAGCUGAAGAUCUAAAUAAAGGAACUAAACCUGUAGUUGUCCUUCAGAAACUUUCUUUGGAUGAUGUGCAGAAAUUUAUUAAGGAUAGAGAAGAUAAAUCAAGGGGCUCGUGUUUUAAACCUAACAAGAACAAGUCAUCCAAAUCUAAUAAAGGUAGCAUAGAUCAGUCAGUGUUAAAGGAGUUGCCUCCUGAGCUCCUGGCAGAAAUUGAAUCCACCAUGCCACUUUGUGAACGUGUGAAAAUGAACAAGCGCAAACGUAGCACAGUUAAUGAGAAACCAAAAUAUACUGAAAUCAGUUCUGAUGAAGACAAUGACAGUGAAGAAGCUUUUGAAUCUUCUCGAAAAAGACAUAAAAAGGAUAGAGAUGAAACUUGGGAAUAUGAAGAACAUGACAGAAGAAGUUCUGGUGACCACAGGAGAAGUGGUCAUUAUCAUGAAGGAAGGAGGACUUCUGGUAGUGGCCGUUACCGUAAUCGUAGUCCCGAUGACUCUGAUAUGGAUGAUUAUUCUCCUCCUCCUAGUCUCAGUGAGGUGGCUAGAAAAAUGAAGAAAAAAGAAAAACAAAAGAAAAGGAAAGCUUAUGAACCUAAACUAACACCUGAAGAAAUGAUGGAUUCUUCAACUUUUAAAAGGUUUACUGCUUCAAUGGAAAAUAUUUUGGAAAAUCUGGAAGACAUGGAUUUCACAGCUUUUGGCGAUGAUGAUGAGAUUCCACAGGAAUUGCUACUGGGAAAACAUCAGCUUAGCGAGUUGGGUAGUGAAUCUGCAAAAAUCAAGGCAAUGGGCAUUAUGGACAAGCUUUCAACAGAUAAAAUGGUAAAGGUCCUGAAUAUUUUGGAGAAGAAUAUACAAGAUGGAUCAAAGCUUUCUACGUUACUUAACCAUAACAAUGACACUGAAGAUGAGGAGAGAUUAUGGAGAGAUCUUAUUAUGGAGAGAGUGACAAAAUCUGCUGAUGCUUGUCUUACUGCUAUCAAUAUUAUGACAUCGCCAAAUAUGCCUAAAGCCGUAUAUAUUGAGGAUGUAAUAGAAAGAGUUAUUCAAUACACAAAAUUUCAUUUGCAGAACACUCUCUAUCCUCAAUAUGACCCUGUAUAUAGAGUGGAUCCUCAUGGUGGUGGUGUUUUAAGUUCAAAAGCAAAACGCGCUAAGUGUUCCACCCACAAGCAAAGAGUUAUAGUGAUGUUGUAUAACAAAGUUUGUGACAUUGUCAGCAGUUUGUCAGAGUUGCUAGAGAUACAGCUUCUUACUGAUACAACUAUUCUUCAGGUAUCAUCUAUGGGAAUAACACCUUUCUUUGUAGAAAAUGUCAGUGAGCUACAGUUAUGUGCCAUCAAAUUAGUGACUGCAGUGUUCUCCAGGUAUGAAAAACAUAGACAGCUAAUACUGGAAGAAAUUUUCACUUCCCUUGCGAGACUACCAACUAGCAAGAGGAGUUUGAGAAACUUCAGGUUAAAUAGCAGUGACACUGAUGGAGAGCCUAUGUAUAUUCAAAUGGUAACAGCACUAGUUCUGCAGCUUAUUCAAUGUGUUGUGCACUUACCAUCAGCAGAAAAAGAGUCUAAUUCAGAGGAGGAAUUGAACAAAAAAGUGGAUCAAGAUGUGCUUAUUACUAACUCAUACGAAACAGCCAUGAGAACAGCACAAAACUUCCUUUCUAUUUUCCUUAAGAAGUGUGGUAGUAAACAAGGGGAAGAAGAUUAUAGGCCACUGUUUGAGAACUUCAUUCAAGAUCUUCUUUCCACGGUCAAUAAACCAGAAUGGCCAGCUGCAGAGUUGCUCCUUAGCUUAUUAGGAAGGCUAUUGGUUCACCAGUUCAGUAACAAAUCAACAGAAAUGGCUUUAAGAGUUGCGUCACUUGACUAUCUUGGAACUGUAGCUGCAAGACUGAGGAAAGAUGCAGUCACUAGCAAAAUGGAUCAAGGGCCUAUAGCCAGAAUCCUCAAACAGGUUUCAGGAGGAGAAGAUGAAAUUCAACAGCUACAAAAGGCUUUGCUAGAUUAUCUCGAUGAGAACACAGAAACCGAUGCAUCAUUAGUGUUUUCUCGGAAGUUUUAUAUAGCUCAGUGGUUCCGUGAUACAACUAUGGAGACAGAGAAAGCAAUUAAAUCUCAGAAGGAUGAGGAUUCGUCUGAAGGAACUCAUCAUACAAAAGAUGUUGAGACCACAGGGAAAAUCAUGCAUAGAGCAGAAAGUCGGAAAAGGUUUCUUCGUAGCAUCAUUAAAACUGCUCCAUCUCAGUUCAGUACAUUAAAGAUGAAUUCUGAUACUGUGGACUAUGAAGAUGCAUGUUUGAUUGUUCGCUACUUGGCCUCUAUGAGGCCAUUUGCCCAGAGCUUCGAUAUUUAUUUGACACAGAUUCUGCGUGUACUUGGUGAAAAUGCAAUUGCUGUUCGAACAAAAGCCAUGAAGUGUUUGUCUGAGGUUGUUGCUGUAGACCCCAGUAUUCUAGCCAGGCUGGAUAUGCAACGAGGUGUUCAUGGACGGUUAAUGGAUAACUCCACUAGUGUACGAGAAGCAGCUGUGGAGCUGCUUGGCCGAUUUGUGCUCUGUCGUCCUCAGCUUGCUGAGCAGUAUUACGACAUGCUGAUUGAAAGAAUAUUGGAUACUGGUAUCAGUGUCAGAAAAAGAGUCAUAAAGAUACUUAGGGAUAUCUGCAUUGAACAACCAACAUUUCCCAAAAUUACAGAGAUGUGUGUGAAAAUGAUUCGGAGAGUCAAUGAUGAAGAAGGCAUUAAGAAAUUAGUAAAUGAGACAUUCCAGAAGCUCUGGUUUACUCCAACUCCACACCAUGACAAAGAAGCAAUGACCAGAAAAAUUUUAAACAUCACUGAUGUGGUUGCAGCUUGUAGAGAUACAGGGUAUGAUUGGUUUGAACAGCUUCUUCAAAAUCUGUUGAAGUCAGAAGAGGAUGCCUCAUAUAAACCUGUGAAGAAAGCCUGUACUCAACUUGUUGACAAUUUGGUUGAGCACAUCAUUAAAUACGAGGAAUCUUUAUCAGAUUGCGACAACAAAGGCGUGAAUUCUGGUCGCUUGGUUGCUUGCAUAACCACUUUGUACUUAUUCAGCAAAAUCAGGCCCCAGCUAAUGGUCAAACAUGCCAUGACCAUGCAGCCAUACCUCACCACUAAAUGUAGUACCCAGAAUGAUUUCAUGGUGAUCUGCAAUGUUGCAAAAAUCUUAGAGCUUGUAGUGCCACUAAUGGAGCACCCAAGUGAGACCUUCCUUGCCACUAUUGAGGAAGACCUCAUGAAACUCAUCAUCAAAUACGGCAUGACGGUUGUUCAGCAUUGUGUGAGCUGUCUUGGCGCUAUUGUGAAUAAAGUCACUCAGAACUAUAAAUUUGUGUGGGCCUGUUUUAAUAGAUACUAUGGUGCGCUUUCAAAAUUAAAAAGUCAACACCAAGAAGACCCCAACAGUACAAUACUUACUGCCAAUAAACCAGCACUCCUUAGAUCACUUUUCACUGUUGGAGCUCUAUGUCGGCAUUUUGAUUUUGAUCAGGAAGAUUUUAAGGGCAACAGUAAGGUUAACAUUAAGGAUAAAGUACUUGAACUGCUGAUGUAUUUUACAAAGCAUUCAGAUGAAGAAGUACAGACAAAAGCCAUUAUUGGCCUGGGAUUUGCAUUUAUACAGCAUCCAAGCUUAAUGUUCGAACAGGAAGUAAAGACUCUGUACAACAGCAUUCUUUCAGAUAAGAACUGUUCAGUAAACUUAAAAAUCCAGGUGUUAAAAAACCUUCAGACCUACUUGCAAGAGGAGGAUACACGUAUGCAGCAGGCAGACAGAGAGUGGAAAAAAGUAGCAAAACAGGAAGACCUGAAGGAAAUGGGUGAUAUUUCCUCAGGGAUGAGUAGUUCCAUCAUGCAACUAUAUCUCAAACAGGUCCUUGAGGCUUUCUUUCAUACCCAGUCCAGUGUACGCCACUUUGCUCUAAACGUCAUUGCACUGACAUUAAACCAGGGUCUCAUCCAUCCUGUUCAGUGCGUGCCAUACUUAAUUGCUAUGGGCACAGAUCCAGAGCCCUCUAUGAGAAACAAAGCUGACCAGCAGUUGGUGGAAAUAGACAAAAAAUAUGCUGGGUUCAUUCAUAUGAAAGCAGUGGCUGGUAUGAAGAUGUCUUACCAGGUGCAACAGGCGAUCAAUACCUGCCCAAAGGAUCCUGUAAGAGGUUUUAGACACGAUGAAUCAUCCAGUGCAUUGUGUUCACACCUAUACUCUCUGAUUCGAGGAAACCGUCAACACAGACGAGCAUUUUUAAUUUCUUUACUCAACCUCUUUGAUGAUACUGCAAAAACAGAGGUGAAUAUGCUCUUGUACAUAGCAGACAAUCUAGCAUGUUUUCCUUAUCAAACACAGGAAGAGCCACUGUUUAUAAUGCAUCAUAUAGACAUUACACUAUCAGUUUCUGGUAGCAACCUACUACAGUCAUUUAAAGAGUCUAUGGUGAAAGACAAAAAAAAGGAAAGAAAGCCUUCAUCAGACGAGGAGGCUGAGAGUGACAGUAACAGUGGUAGUGAGAGUGAAAGUGAAGAGGAAGCUUCUAAGCCUCGGAGAUUACGGAAACGAGUAGACUUUGAUUCAGAUUCUGAUGAAGAAAAUGAUAUAAAUGCUGUGAUGAAAUGUUUACCAGAAAAUUCAGCUCCUUUAAUUGAAUUUGCAAAUGUGUCCCAAGGCAUAUUAUUACUUUUGAUGCUGAAACAGCAUUUAAAGAACCUCUGUGGAUUCUCUGAUAGUAAAAUUCAGAAAUAUUCUCCAUCUGAAUCUGCAAAAGUUUAUGAUAAAGCGAUAAACAGGAAGACAGGAGUGCAUUUCCAUCCAAAACAAACUCUGGAUUUUCUGCGGAGUGAUAUGGCUAAUUCUAAGAUCACUGAAGAAGUGAAGAGAAGUAUAGUAAAACAGUACUUAGAUUUUAAGCUCCUUAUGGAACAUUUGGAUCCUGAUGAAGAGGAAGAAGAUGGAGAGGUGUCAGCUAGCACAAAUGCUCGGAACAAAGCAAUUACUUCACUGCUUGGAGGAGGCAGCCCUAAAAACAAUGCAGCUGAGACAGAGGAUGAUGAAAGUGAUGGGGAGGAUAGAGGAGGAGGCACUUCAGGGGUGAGGCGGAGGAGGAGUCAACGUAUUUCGCAGCGUAUUACUCAUUGAGAAGGUCAAAACGAAAUUCAGACUCUGCGGAGUUGGCUUCACAGAUGAAUGAAAGUGUUGAUGUCAUGGAUGUCAUCGCUAUUUGCUGUCCAAAGUACAAAGACCGACCACAAAUUGCAAGAGUAGUACAGAAAACCAGCAAUGGCUUCAGUGUUCAGUGGAUGGCAGGCUCCUACAGUGGCUCCUGGACUGAGGCUAAGCGCCGUGAUGGCCGCAAACUGGUGCCUUGGGUAGACACUAUUAAAGAGUCAGACAUUAUUUACAAAAAAAUUGCUCUAACGAGUGCUAAUAAGCUGACUAAUAAAGUUGUUCAGACUUUGCGAUCGCUGUAUGCUGCCAAGGAUGGAACUUCCAGCUAAUGAAUUUGUACAUGCAGCCAAAUUUGCAGGAAUUGAAAUUACACAAAAACUUGAAAUAUCAACUUUCUGGAAACAAACAAACAGUUAAAUGAAGAGUAAGAAUGGGACCUGGGACACAGGAAAAAAAAAAAAAGCAGGAAAUGUUUGGUAAACAUUUUUGUGGGAGCUUCCUUCGCUGUUGUGCAGCAGAAACUUCUCAGUUCAUUUUUACUCCCACUGUAUUAUAGUUUAACAAAAAAAAAAAUGUUUAUAUCUUGAAAAAAAAACAAUUUCUGUUUAAAAAAAUAAAUAAGUGAAUGUUGGAAAUUAGUCUGUUAAUGUUCUUAAUAAAGUGUUCUUGAAGUUUAACCUAGCAGCGGAUGGCUUUCUUUAGCUUAGCCCAGUUUCCAGGAAAGCAUUGUUUUUCCAGGCUGUAAAAUGGCAGAAUCUCCUGGAUAUAUAAUUUAUUCUGUUGAA
Messenger RNA from Cygnus olor (mute swan), 11657 nucleotides. RefSeq names its product nipped-B-like protein. Gene Ontology annotation, biological process: brain development; establishment of protein localization to chromatin; establishment of mitotic sister chromatid cohesion. Gene Ontology annotation, molecular function: chromatin binding. Bases 2860 to 10842 code for a protein of 2660 amino acids. The transcript has 47 exons. NCBI's taxonomy places the organism in Eukaryota, Metazoa, Chordata, Aves, Anseriformes, Anatidae. Gene Ontology annotation, cellular component: Scc2-Scc4 cohesin loading complex. The record is from RefSeq and is a predicted model, not a curated record.